CGUUCCUGGUAUCUGCGCUUGUUCCCUGAAGGGGGCGAUCGUGCGAACCUCCUUUUUCCUCAACACAACGUUCUUUUGCCUUGCAACGCCAGAGGAGUCUCUCGCUAUCUUCUGCAAUACUGUCGUUUCAUAUAGACAAUCCUUGUUGUUAAGCCACAAGCUUGACAAAAUCCGUCAAUAUGCUCUCUGCCACGGUCUCUCUCUUUGGCCUUGCGCUUGCAAGUCUCUCCUUUGCGCAGACUACCACCCGUUCUCUCUUCAUUCCCGGAGCUGAUUCUCAAAGUCUCAUUGGCUCUAUUAUUGGAUCUGACUUGGCUGCAAUAACAUACGCACUGCAAUGCGUGGACCCUGAUCAAUGCGGCAUCGGUGGAGGCAUCACACUCACAGAAGGGCCCUCGACAGCAGCAUACACAAUGGCAGAAGGAGCAGCAUUUACUGCCCUCUAUGACUGUACUCUCGCCGGAACUUCCUCUGCAGUCUGCUUCGAAUCUAAUGGCGGAAGCGAAGCCAAUUCUCCCGGCUCAAGCACCUUGACUCUCACCGGGACGGACUACACAUUCAUGCCUGUGACCAUCACGGGCAGUGCGGGGGCUGCUUCGACGAUCAAUUCCGAAAUCAAAUCGGGACCUAGCUUUACCACACCAACAACUACGAAUUUGAAGACUUCACAGACUGGUGCUACGACGUCGAGUAAGGCGAGCGGAUCUGGAAAUGCUGCAUCUCAGAGCAGUUCGACGGAAACGAGCAGUAGUAAGGCUGGUGGGCCUGCUAUUACAGGAAAUGCGGUGUUCGUCAUGGGCGCGGUAGCAAUGGCCGUGCUUGCAUAAAAAGGGAGAUGCUUGGACGGGCUCGCGAUUCAAAUAAAAAGAGGCACUAAAUGUACCAAAUCAACUGGGAAAUUUAAAUGGCCACCCAUCUUUGUUCCCUCACGUUCUUAUACAUUCAACACUUCGAAAGUAUCUCGGAACGGCACCCCGCGCUUUCAAUGUCACCUCGAUUUUACCCAAUCAUGAGGACUGUGGGUUUGGACAUUGUGGGAUGUUGGUUGAUGAAGUGGAAAUUUAA
Molecule: messenger RNA, 1065 nt
Organism: Hyaloscypha bicolor E
Lineage: Eukaryota; Fungi; Ascomycota; Leotiomycetes; Helotiales; Hyaloscyphaceae
Exons: 3
Coding region: 180-827 (215 amino acids)
Source: RefSeq, a predicted model, not a curated record